Cladophialophora carrionii CBS 160.54 is the source of this 2520-nucleotide messenger RNA. RefSeq lists its product as uncharacterized. The record is from RefSeq and is a predicted model, not a curated record. The coding region runs from base 1 to 2520 and encodes 839 amino acids. NCBI's taxonomy places the organism in Eukaryota, Fungi, Ascomycota, Eurotiomycetes, Chaetothyriales, Herpotrichiellaceae. Gene Ontology annotation, cellular component: Set1C/COMPASS complex. The transcript has 2 exons.
AUGGCUUUCCUGCUCUCUGAACUUCUCAACCCGGACCCGUCAAACCGUCUCAGCGCCGCGUCUGAAGCCGCAGGGAUGGAAACCACCGAGCCCGCUGCGACGUUUUUUGCGCCCGAACUGUUCCAGCCCGACGACGACGCGCCCCUCGAUCAAGAUGCCUUCGAUCGCAAAGCGCAUAUAGAGGACACGAAAAUGGACGAUGAACCCUUGUUCCAGUCUGCUGGGAUCGUAGACAACUACGAUGGGGUGAACGAGGGAGACCACGUUAAGCAGGAGACACUAGACACGUACCCUCCUCUCGACGGCGAGACGGCAGACUCUUCGAUGAUGGACGUGGUAGAAGAGAGCUUCGAUGCAGAAGACAGCCCGGCCAAGGACAGAAGUCAGCCUCCGAAACAACGAAAACAUCCAGGAAAGUCUCGCAAGGCCGAUCCAGAGGCGCCACCCAAAUCCUCGAUCCACUCCUCGAAAAACGAAGGACAGCAUACUGAUCGACGAUACCUCUGUUACCUCUGCCACAAACUCUUCACUAGACGUCGCUCUGUAAGAGAUCACAUCUCCAAGAUCCACAAUAUCAAGACCUGGGAGCCUGUGCGGAGUCUAGAGGUCGUUGUCGAUCCCAUCUCCGGCGAACCCGUGGAACCGCUCGAGGACAUCAUAGCCAGAGGGCCACCCUCUGCAUCUGCGAAACCACCAAAGGCCGAGAAAGCCAAAAAGUCGGCCAAGGGUGAGGAAGAGGAAGAUGAACAUGCCGAAGAAGAGCACGACCAUGAAGAUGAGAAACCAGAAGAACAACAAGGGCUACCCGUUCGUCUGACGCCCUUUCUCGAAUCUCCUGCGCCACCGAUUGUGGUUGCGACCCUGAAAAAAGAGCCAUCGAUUGCUGGGUCAAGAGCGUCUUCAGCAGAACCGUUUGCGACACCAGCGCCCGUUGCGGGCAAAAAGCGCCCUGCUCCUGAUGACGUUGUCAAGCCUCUAUCCGCUGCGGCGAGGAAGAAGGGUACAGCCAAGGUGAAGAGCACGCCCAACAAGAAGCCCAAGCUUAGCGAAUCAGAACAGAGUCCGCCUGCGUCGCGGUCGUCCUUUCGGUCCCCUAGCGCUACUCCCUCUUCGCAUCAGCUUAAGCCACCGCUCUCCAAACUCAAGAAGCAGACGUCAGCCGCCAGCGUCCAGUCAUCGCCGUCUCGGGCUUCAUCUCGGGCUGCUUCCCGGGAGGUUUCGGCGUCUCCGUCGGAAGCCGACUCAGCGACAAGCUCAAACGACGACGGUGAGGUAUUUUGCAUCUGUAGAAAAGGUGACAAUCAUACCUGGAUGAUCGCCUGUGAUGGUGGUUGCGACGAAUGGUUUCAUGGCAACUGUGUCAAUAUCAGGGAGCGUGACGGUGAGCUGAUCGACAAGUACAUCUGCCCGUCGUGUACAAGACCGGGUCUCCAGACAACGUGGAAGCGCAUGUGCCGGCGAAAAGAUUGCCGGAAGCCCGCUCGUGUCACCCAGAUUCCACCCAGCAAAUACUGCUCCGAUGCAUGCGGACGCAUGUUUUUUGUCGAAUUGGUACAGAGAGGGGACUCGCAAGCGCAGACCACCAAGAACGGCGAGUUUAUUGUCGAGGUGCCCAAGCCGAAAAAGCAUCGAAAGAAGCACACGGAGAGAGAAAAGUUCCCGAAAGCUAUUCCCCAUCUUGCCAAUGGUCUGGACCCAGACAGCCGUCUCGCCACCCCGGCCUACAGUGACGAAGAGAGGACCGAGUACGAGACAGACAGCAGUGUCGAUGAUGACAUGCUGCCCAAUCGUGGCGGAGCUUUACGAGCUGGCGAGGUCAAAGCAUUAAUCGAGCGAUGCAAAAACAUUGAAGAAUGGAAGGCACUGGGCAGGAAGCCGGAUACGCCGCCCCGCGACAUGGGCGCGGGCAUGAAAGACGCAGAAGACUCAAAGGAGGCCCCGGCAAGCUUGGAAUACGACGACUUGGAACGUGCGAAAUUGGCCGGUAUCGAAGCAGAGAAGUCCCGGCUCAACGCUCGAAGCGAAAUACUUACUGCCCGAGAGCAGUUUCUGGAGCUGAUCAAGGCACGCUCGACCGCCAUAACGGAAGAGGUUCGCAAAACACAACCCAAGAUGAAAGACCUGUGUGGAUUCGACCCGAGAGUCGCAUGGUCGGACGAAGAGUUCUUGACCUGGUAUGGCCAGAAUGGCGGGAAAGCAACCCUUGAUGCUGGCGCGGACGCCAAAAUCGGACCCCCGGACGAACCGGACGACGAAGCAAACAAGAAACUCCCGAAUGGGAAUAUCCAUCAAGACGACACGGCCAUGCUUGACGAGGACGACGAGAGUGACACGAUGCCCAAGAAGGGCGGCGUGUGUAUCAAAAACAGAUGUCCUCGGCACCGGAACUGGGCCAAGGGACAGCUGGCCGAAGUCAGAUUCGAGCAGGACUUGGUGAGAAGGGCGUUGCAGAGACAAGAGGACUUGGAAGAAGAACUCAGGGGCAGGGCUGUUGUCAGGGCAUGGGAGAAGAGAGGUUGA